Molecule: messenger RNA, 6358 nt
Organism: Condylostylus longicornis
Lineage: Eukaryota; Metazoa; Arthropoda; Insecta; Diptera; Dolichopodidae
Product: serine-rich adhesin for platelets-like
Exons: 7
Coding region: 59-4015 (1318 amino acids)
Biological process (GO): positive regulation of GTPase activity; Ras protein signal transduction
Cellular component (GO): plasma membrane
Molecular function (GO): guanyl-nucleotide exchange factor activity
Source: RefSeq, a predicted model, not a curated record
UUAUAAUAAUUCAAAUAAUAAACAAUUAAUAAAUGAUAAAUUAAAUAUAGAUAACAAUAUGGAUUGUAAUAUUACAACAAAUCCAUUUCGUUCUUUAGAUAUUGAUUCAAAAUUUAAUAAUAAAAACUCAAAUAUAUUUCAUAAUAAUAAUAAAAAUUCAAGCAUAUCAUUAUCAUCAAUUUCUUUGUCACAACAACCAUCAUCAGCAUCAACAUCGGGAGCGUCAUCAUCAUCUUUACUAAAAAAAUCUAAAAAUAAUAAUGAUCAUAAUUGCAGCACAUCGAUUCAACAAUUGGCAGGUACAUCAACAACAACAACAUCGUCAUCAUCAAUAUUUGAUCAAAAUUUUUAUAAUAAAAUAUCAAAUAUUUAUCAGGAAAAUAGUAUACAAUCAUUGUCAUCUUUAUCACCAGCGUUAGCAACAACAACAACAGAAAAUACAUUUUUAUCACAAGAAUCUUCACCCCCAAUGAAAACAUCAACAAUUUCCAUAGCACCAUCAUCAUUAUCUUCUUCAUCAACAUCAUCAUCAUCAUUAGCAGCAGCUUCAGAACUAAUUAAUUUAUCAAAAAAACUGUAUGGUAGUACUAUCGAAAAUGAUAACACAACAAAUUAUAAAUGUGAUUAUUUAGAAUAUAAUAAAGAAUCAUUAUUAUUAACAUCAUUACCAACAACAUCAUCAAUUACAUUAAAACCCUUACAAUUAGAUGAAAAAUGUUAUGAACAAAUAACAAACCCAUAUAAUAAACAUAUAAGAUGUAAUAGUACAAGUAAUGAAAUAACAAAUAAUACUACUACUGAUUCAAUAAAAACUCAAUUGUUAUUAUCAUCAUCAUCAUCGCUAUUAUCAUCAUCACCAUUUAAUCUUACGGAUAUGAAUAAAACAACAAUAACUAUUGCUACAACUGCUUCUACAUUAAAUACAACAACAAUACAACAAAAUUUAUCAAAAAUUAAUUGUACAACAAAAUCACCAUUAACAAAAACAAAAAUGAUGGAAUUUCACGCUAGAAUACAAUUAUUAGAAAAUGCAAUGAAUUUUCGUGAUCAUACGCAAACAAUAACGACAACAGCAGCACCAGUAACAGUUACACCAAAUCAACAACAACAAACAACAAUAAAUGGAGCUGCAACAACUACAAUACAAACAUCACCCAAAAAAAUUACACCACAAAAAUUAAAUUUUUAUCAAACUAAAAAAGAAAUUGAACAAAUGUUAGGACAACGUUUUAAUUUAAAUGAUCAUCAAUCUUACAAUCAUAACAAUACAGUACCAUUAUCAUCAUCAUCAACAACAGUAACAACUACAACAACAACAACAGCAACAGGAACAAUCGGUAUAACAACAAAAUUUACAAAUAAUAAUCAAACAACAAAACGUAGAUUAACAAAUUUAAUAAAUACUUCAUCUUUAGAUUUAUCAAAAAAUAAUUCAAUGAAUACAAUAUAUAAUAAUUCUAAUAUAAAUGAUAACAGCAAUAUUAUUUCAUUAACAAAUAAUACAGGGAAUAAUGAAACAACUAAUAAUAUUAAUAAUGCAAGUGAUGAAAAGGAUCAUUUUAAAAAUUUAUCGAAAGAUAAAAUUAGUUUACAAAAUAAACUUCAAGAAGAGAUGAAAAGACAAUGCCAAAAAAUUCAGGAGAAACAUUCAAUUGAACGCUACCCACCACAAUAUCAUUAUGGUGAAAUUCAUAAUUCAACAUUAAAUUUUCAUAGUUUUCCUGAAAGUAGCAGUAAAAUAGGACAACAUCAAUUAAAACAAAUUAAAACAUCAACAAUAGGAACGGGGAGAGGUGGUGCAACUUCAACUUCAACAAAUAAAGGAGGGACAGUAACAACAACAACUACAGUUAUUGAUGAAAAUUUUCUUGUUUAUAGAGAUGGUAUAUUAAUAUCUGGACCAUUAGAAAGUUUAAUUAAGCAUAUGGUCCCGACAAGUAAUUAUUAUCCAGAAAAUUCAUUUAUUUUUGCAUUCCUUUUAAGUGCCAGAUUAUUUAUUAAUCCAUAUGAAUUAUUACAACGUAUUUGUCAAUUAUGCGAGGAACAACAAAAUAUCAUUGUUAAAUUACAACAAACUAAAGCAAAAAAUUCAACUGAUAACAAUUCUUUGUUAUCAUCAACCUUGGCAUCUUCAUCAUCAUCCUCUACAUCAUCAUCGUCAACAAGUACAUCAGGAAUAUGUAGUGGAAGCGUUGGUGUUGGUAGUUCCUUAAAUAAUGGUCGUAAUUGCAUUAAUAUUAUGAAUGAUAAUUGUAAUGGUAUUAAUGAUAAUAAUGUUACGGGUAAUUCUUCAACAUCAACUGCAACAACAGCAACAAGAACAUCACCUAAUAAUAGAGUUAAUACUAAUAUAAAAAGUAAAAGUAAUAAUAAUAGUAAUAAUAGUAACAUUAUAACAAAUCAUAAUACGAAUUUACGACAACUACAAAAACAGCAACCAUAUAAUCAGGAUAAUCAAACAGAUACUAAAACAUUGUUAAAAAUGUUCGCGAAAAAUUUUUUACGUUUAUUAAAUGAAUGGGUUAAUUUAUUUCCAUAUGAUUUUCGUGAUGAACGUUUAAUGCAACAAGUUCGUACUAUGCAACAGAAAUGUAUUAGUAUCGAUAGUAAUUUAAGACAGGAUGUAUCAAUAAUACUACAAAAUUUGUUAGAAAAAUUAACAGUAUUAGAAACUUACGAAAAUUUUUUACAAAGUUUAUCGAAUUCAGAUGCAACAGAUUUUACUAACAAUAUGAAUUCAGGAAUAUCAUCAUCAUCCAAUAAUGACAAAGAUCAUCAUUAUUAUCCACAUAAUUUAACAUCAUCGAAUAGUUUAGUAAUGCCAGUUACAACAAUACCAUCAUCAACAGUAACAACUGGUGCAGCAGCAUUAACAACAGCGACAACAUCAUCUUCUUCUUUAUCAUUUCAUCAUCAUAUAACUGGAUUAAUACCAUCAUAUACAAAUCAUUCAAUGUCAUCAAGUUCAAUUGGUAGUAUGGCUAGUAUAAAUGGGGGUGUUGAAAUAAUUGAAAUAUGCCCUUCAUCAACCGUAUUAUCACAACAAUUAACGCAUAUAGAAUUAGAAAGAUUAUCGCAUAUUGGUCCAGAAGAAUUUGUACAAGUUUUUGCCAAAGAAAAUAUUAAUUUAACUGAAAAUCACAAAUCAUCUAAUACAAAUAAUAUAAAAGGAGCAUCAUCUGAAACACCACUAAAUGCUGAUGUUAAAAAAACUAGAAAUUUAGAAACUUAUGUACACUGGUUUAAUCGUCUUAGUUAUUUAGUAGCGACGGAAAUAGUUAAAUAUUCUAAGAAAAAGCAGAGAGUUCGAGUUGUAGAAUAUUGGAUAGAAACAGCAAGAGAAUGUUUUAAUAUUGGAAAUUUCAAUAGUUUAAUGGCAAUUAUUGCUGGACUUAAUAUGUCACCAAUUUCUAGACUUAAAAAAACAUGGGCUAAAGUUCAAUCUGCGAAAUUUUCUGUACUUGAACAUCAAAUGGACCCAAGUAGUAAUUUUAAUAGUUAUCGAUCAACAUUAAAAGCUGCUAUGUGGAGAUCAGCUGGUGCAACAAAUGAAAGAGAAAAAAUCAUUAUACCAUUUUUUAGUUUAUUAGUAAAAGAUUUAUACUUUUUGAAUGAAGGGUGCUCAAACAGAUUAUCAAAUGGUCAUAUUAAUUUUGAAAAAUUUUGGCAAGUUUCAAAACAAAUUAAAGAAUUUAUUAGUUGGAAAGAAGUUACGUGUCCAUUUGAACGUGAUCAAAAAACAAUUAUGUAUUUACAAAGAAAUCCUAUAUUAAAUGAAAAUACAUUAGCAAUUGCAUCAUUUGAGUGUGAACCACCAGAAAAUCAACAAGAAAAAGAACGUUUUAAGGGAUUAAAAAUUGAAAUAUUACAAUAUAAUAAUAGUAAUAUCGGUUUAGGUAAUAAUAUUAAUAGUGGUAAUAACAGUAAUAAUCCUGGUUGUAGUGGUUCUAAUAAUACUAAUACUGGUAAUACUAAUAAUAGUCAUAUAAAUCAAACAAUACCAACUACAAAUUAAGUUAAAUUUUUUUCCCGAAAUAUACAAAUAUAUAUUUAUAUAUGUAUAUAAAAGGAAAUAUAUAUCUAUAUAAUAGGAUACACAAAGAUAUAUAUAUAAAUGAGAGGGUUAAAAAAAGCAAAAAAAAUACAUACUUAGUGGACUCAAACACUUAAAAAAUCAUAAUGCAUUUACUUAAUAACAGAAAACUUAUCACAACUAUAUAAUCAAAAUUAAAAUUAUAUUGAAAUUAAAAAAAAACAACCAAACAAAAAAAGUAAAAAUUAUUUAAAUAAACAUAGAAUUACUAUAUCAAAUAUAUAUUCAAAUACAAAUAUGAAAUAUAUGAUAUGAAUUAUAUAAUACUAGAAGAUGAAAUUGGAUGAAAAAUGCACAUAAAAAUAUAUAUAAAUAUAUAUAUAUAUAUAUUUUUCUUUCUAUAUUAUUUAACAACUAAGUUCAAAAGAUAAGCAAUUUAGCAAUAUACUGUUAUUUAGCGUGUCCAAGCGAAUGGCGUCGAUCUUUUGAGCCUCCUGGUAGAGCUGACUGGGAUGAGUAAUUUUUGUAUUUCGUUAUUUGAAUUGUAAUUUCCUCAUGUUCCUCGGAAUUCACCUUUAAGUCACGAUGUGUAGUGUCAUUUCUUACAUACCACGGUGCUCCUGCGAUGUUUCUUAAUACUUUGCAGUAUUUGUAUUUAAGAAUAGUUCGUUUUUUUUAGUAUAACCCCACAGUUGUAUUCCAUAUGUCCAAAUUGGCUUGAUAGUUUGCUUGUAUAUCAGGAGUUUGUUAAUGAUGUUGAGUUUGGAGUGGCGACCAAUUAACUAUUGGAGUUUUUGUAUUUUUAAUUUCAUUUUUGCCUUUUUUUUCUUUACGUGCUCCUUCCAUUUUAAUUUCACGUCAAGCGUCAUGCCAAGAUAUUUUGCUGUAUUUGCAUAUGGUACCUGUGUUGCCUUAAUUACGAUUCUUUAGAUUUUUUUGUUUGUAAAGUUAAUGUGGGUGGAUUUUCCUUCGUUUAAUCUAACUUGCCAUAGUUGAGUCCACUUAAAAAUUUUGUUAGUCGCCCUCUGUAGACUUUCCGUAGCCUUUUCUACUGUGUCUCCAGUGGCCAAAAUCGCCGUGUUAUCAGAAAAAAAAUAGCUAGGGUGUAGUUUUCACUCGUGGGUAUAUAAUUGGUGAACAAUAAGUACCACAGCGGGUCAAGGACACUGCUCUGGGGAAUGCCAGCCCUAAUAUUUUUUAGAGCAGAAUAUUCACUUUCGUGUUUAAACCGAAAUGUUCUGUUUGAGAGGUAUGAAGAUAUUAACCUACAGUAAUCCUUUGGUAAAUCUCUGUUUAGCUUGCAAAUCCAUCCCUUAUGCUACACCUUAUCAAACGCUUAUGCAACAUCCAGAAAUAGUGAAGCACAAACCCCUUUAUUUCCUAGCGUUUCUUCAAUUAUAUUAACUAUCCGGUAUAACCCGGUCUACAGUUGAGUGGCCUCCCCUAAAACCAAACUGAUGAUCCGGCAUUAAUCUUUUUUCUUCAAUGAUUAGAGUUAAUCUAUGCAUAAUUGUGUGUUCAAAAAUUUUUUACAUGAUCGGCAACAAUGUUAUCGGCCCCUAUGAUGUUUUAUCGCUCGGUGGCUUACCUUGUUUAGGUAUCAUGAUGACUUCGGUCAUCUUCCAUUGUCUAGGUACAUACUUCUAGUUUAACGAUAGCAUUCAUUAUAUAUACCCGUUUUUUUAUGGUUGGCCGUUUUUUAUUUUUUUUUUUUAAUAAUUCUCCUGAUAUAAAAUCGUAUCCAGGAGCCUUUUUACGUUUAAUAUUGUAUUUGAUUUCGUUUUUCAAUUCUUUAAUAGUAACUUUGGGCACCGUUCUGAGAUCCAAGUUCUCUAUUUGCGGGACAUUUUCUUCAUGAGCUAAUGUAGGUAAUGGCGUUAAACUGUUCUGGAGAUAUUCGGCAAACAAAUUUGCUUUAUCCUUGGCAAAUCUUACUCUAGAUAUAUAUAUAAUGAUAAAAUUCCAUUUUACAAUAUUAUUACAAUUCAAAUCAGUAUGUAUAUAUAUAUAAGUAUAUUCAUAUUAUAACACCGCACAUCUUAUUCAUGAAAACAAAGUUUUAAGAAUAAAAUUAGAUUUUAUUUCCAUUCUGGGAACUGAUUUUACAUUUAGUCUUUUUAUUAUUUACGGGAGCAAAAAAAAUCCAAUUAAAAUUUAGUCAAUUUAUCGAAUAUAAAAAAAAAGUUUAUCGAAUAGAAAAAAUAACGCUAUAUAAUUUUUAAAUUAAAUAUUUUUAAUAUUUUCGAAAAGUUAAAAAUCAUAGAUAACCAAAAAUGUGAAUAAAUAAAAGUUUUGUGAAAUUUUCUUUCUGUUGUAAGCCUUUGU